Molecule: messenger RNA, 504 nt
Organism: Parastagonospora nodorum SN15
Lineage: Eukaryota; Fungi; Ascomycota; Dothideomycetes; Pleosporales; Phaeosphaeriaceae
Exons: 3
Coding region: 1-504 (167 amino acids)
Source: RefSeq, a predicted model, not a curated record
AUGGCUGGGUCGAAUGGGAUGCGAACAGUUGGUUUGGCGCUUGCAGCGGCGAGCUGGUAUCUAGGCGAGCAACAGGCAUGCUGCCAUCGUUCGCAUGGGAGGCGCAUGGACUGUCCGGACUGUCCCGUGGGCCGUGCAGCGAGUCCCGUGAUCAGCAGCAUUCCCGCUGAAAUCGGCUCUCACGACAAGAAAGGCGAGCGACUGCGGCGGCUGCCCAUGUUGCGCUGUGCGCGCGGCGUGUUUCAGCUGCCCGGAACAAAUGGGCUUGGUGACCUUGCACUACGGUCAUCCCAAGGUACUGGAAUCAUUGGAUUCCGAGGGCGAGACACGACAAUGGAUGUUGAAGCACAGUUGCGUAUUAGCGGCGCCAGCGCAUCACUCACACCGCAACUAGCUGCUGUCCUAUCAUGCAUGGCGGCAUCCACAUCCAACCCCAAGGUCGUGGUACAGUCGGCACGUUUGUCGAGCGAAUUCACUCUGGAUGGAGCUCAGCAGCCUGUGUAA